Tribolium castaneum (red flour beetle) is the source of this 3432-nucleotide messenger RNA. It is a transcript of the gene Ent2, whose product is annotated as Equilibrative nucleoside transporter 2. The record is from RefSeq and is a predicted model, not a curated record. Gene Ontology annotation, biological process: nucleoside transmembrane transport. Bases 137 to 3124 code for a protein of 995 amino acids. Lineage: Eukaryota; Metazoa; Arthropoda; Insecta; Coleoptera; Tenebrionidae. Gene Ontology annotation, cellular component: cytosol; plasma membrane. Gene Ontology annotation, molecular function: NADPH-hemoprotein reductase activity; nucleoside transmembrane transporter activity; FMN binding. The transcript is spliced from 13 exons.
AUGUCAAAAACACGCGUUGUGAGGUUAGGUCAGUGCGGUUACGUCAGAAUGAGUGAAAAAAAAUAAUUUUUAAAGUAAGUGUAGGCAGUUUUUAGGAUUCAUUGCAUUUUUUGAGUUAUCAAGCAGUAUUGAUAUCAUGUUCAUAAAUGAGAGAAUUGUGAUUCUCUACGGUUCUCAGUCGGGCAAUGCCCAAGAUUUAGCUGAACGAAUUUGGCGAGAAUCGAAACAUUUCCACUUCAAAAGCACUGUAAAGUCUAUGGACGAUUACAAUGUUUUAGAACUAGUCAGUGAGCAGUGUGUGAUUUUUGUUUGUUCAACCACUGGCCAAGGUGAGGAGCCGGACAACAUGAAGCAGUUUUGGAGGUUUCUGUUGCGGAGAAAUCUACCAACGGACUCACUAGUCAAUUUAAAGUAUGCUGUGUUUGGAUUAGGGGAUUCUAGUUACACUAAGUUUAAUUUUGCUGCAAAACGGUUACAUAAGAGGUUGCUACAGUUGGGGGGUCGGUCUUUGGUCCCCUUAGGUUUAGGUGACGACCAACACGAUUUGGGGUAUGACGGGGCCGCUGACCCUUGGAUCGAGUCCUUGUGGACGAAAUUGCUACUCAUUUACCCGCUGCCAACAGGGGUUCAGCCUCUGCCCAAAAACUUGCCUAUUGUGCCUCGUUGGGGCGUGCAAACAUCGAGUUUGAGCCAAAACCUCGCAAACAAACCUAAAUCAAUUUAUCACCCCAUUCGCCAACCUGACGAUUUCACAGUCACUGUUAUCGAAAAUGAAAGAACCACUCAUUUUGACCACUUCCAAGACGUCCGGCUCAUCAAACUACAAACCAAGGGCCAGGGGUAUUCCCCGGGCGACGUCGUCCUUUUACGACCCAAAAACCUGCCAUGGCAAGUCGAAACGUUCCAAAACUUGCUCAAAUCGCACAAUUUACACUUCGACAUGACGCUCAAAAUCACACAAAACGACCCCGACAUUCCCGUCCCCGACGUUCUAACCCAAGAACUGACGUUUCAACAACUGUGUGAAGAAUACUUCGACCUAAUGUCAAUCCCGCGAAGACACAUCUUCAACAUUCUGGCCCAAAUCACCGACAGCGAAUUGGAGAAAGAGAAGUGUCUCGAAUUCACAACGGCCGAAGGCCAGGACGACCUCUACACCUACUGCAACCGGCCCAAGAGGAACAUCGUGGAAGUCCUUCAGGACUUCCCCCACGCCACCAAAAAUCUCACCAAAGAGCUGCUCUUCGAGAUUUUACCACCAAUCAAACCGCGCGAAUUUUCAAUCGCCAGCAACAGUAAAUUCCACCAAAACCAAAUCCACAUUCUUCUGGCCGUCGUCAAGUACAAAACUAAGUUAGUGAAGGAACGGUUCGGCCUAUGUUCGAAUUAUUUAGCCGAGUUGAAGCCGGGCGAUCAAGUGAGCGCGAGGCUUAAGAAGGGGAGUUUCCGUUUCCCGGCAUCGGACGUCCCGGUGAUCAUGGUCGGCCCUGGCACCGGCGUCGCCCCCUUCCGGAACUUCAUCUACGAGCGCGUUAGCGCAGGUGCGGCCUCUAGUGGCAACCUGUUGUUAUUUUUCGGGUGUCGCAACUCAAAUUACGAUUUUCAUUGCAAGGAGGAUUUCCUCACUUUGCAAAAAACGGGUCAAUUAAACCUGAUCCCGGCCUAUUCCAGGGAGCAGGAGCACAAAGUUUACGUUCAGCACAAAAUCCUGGAAAAUUGUGACCUAGUGUGGGACUUUUUGCAACGCAAUGGCCAAAUUUUCAUAGCCGGGAAUGAACCCGUCAAACUGCAACCAUCCUGGGAGGAGAACAAUUUACCCGAAGACGAAUUGAAUUUUAAGAACCAAACCAUGGACGACGCCAGUCUGGCCCUAAACCAGCCUCCGGACAAAUAUAAUUUAGUGUAUUUGACUUUUUUGAUCCACGGAAUUGGAGUUUUAACGCCUUGGAACAUGUUUAUCACUGCCGAUAAGUAUUUUACAGAACACAAAUUGUCAGAGGAGUACACUGGCGAGAUUUUACCGUACGUGACGAAUUUUAUGCAAUAUCUCACUUUUGCUUCCCAAGUUCCUAAUGUGUUUUUCAAUUGGCUUAAUAUUUUUAUACAAAUCGGUGGUAAUUUAACCACGCGUAUAGUUUGGAGCAUUAGUAUCGAAGUAGUCGUUUUUAUAGUAACUAUUGUACUUGCAAUGAUAGAUACGAGCACGUGGCCAGUUCCGUUUUUUUGGAUAACGAUGGUGUGCGUAGUUAUUUUGAAUAUGGCCAAUGGCAUUUAUCAGAACACCGUGUUCGGAAUGGCCGCCAAACUGCCAGGGAAAUACACAGGAGCUGUGAUUUUAGGCUCUAAUAUUAGCGGGACUUUCACAGCUGUUGUCUCGCUGUUAUCGACCAUAAUGGCCUCGAAUAAAAAAAUGGCAGCCAUUUAUUACUUCAUCACGGCGCUUUUUGUGCUGCUCGUUUGCUUUGACACCUACUUUGCCUUACCCCUCAAUCGAUUCUACCGCCACCACGAGCUCCGCGAGAAGAAAAACGCGGAACUGCGAAAACAAAUGAACCAGGGACGCACCCAACGCAUCCCCUACUUGCACAUCCUCAAAAAAUCCCUCCCCCAACUUUACAACGUCUUUUUCAUAUUCUUCGUAACCCUAUCAAUUUUCCCAGCUAUACAGACAAACGUUAAACGUGGUGACGAGAAUUUUUUUAUUGGCGAGGACUAUUACACAGGAAUUACGUGUUUCCUCACUUUUAAUGUUUGUGCGAUGGUGGGCAGUUAUCUGACUAGCUUACUGCGUUGGCCCGGUCCGAAAUAUUUAUGGAUUUUUGUCACUCUCCGAGUGUUGUAUAUCCCGUUUUUCUUUUUUUGUAAUUACCAGAUCAACGGGAUUGAGCGGCAUAUUCCGGUGUACGUCACGAGUGAUUGGGUUUAUUGGAUAGUCGCCAUCACAAUGGGGCUGACUAGUGGGUACUUUAGCUCCCUGGCCAUGAUGUACACCCCAGGGUGCGUGGAAGAGAGAUAUUCCUCGACGGCGGGCAUGUUCGCCGCCGCUUCUUUGAUAACUGGUAUCUUUACCGGGAUUUUGUCGACAUUUUUAUGGCCUUGGAUAAUCAAGCAUGUCAAAUACUAGCAAAAGUGUUUGGUAUAUGAUACGGAAACGGAAUUAUCUAUACAAUUUUAGAUAGUAGUUUCUGUCAUAUGCCAUAGAGAAACAAGUAUGAUUUCAAUGGGUCCCGAAUCAUAGUUCUUCCAACUAACGAAGAAUAUUGUUUUGUAGCAGUUUUGUAAAUAGUUUUAGUCCCAUUGGCUUUUCAAAAAUGUUUUCUGGGAAAACCACUAGAUUUGCAUUUUGAUAAGACGUUUGCAAGACUGACCGUACAUUAGUUCUAGUUUGCUACUUGUGUUUUCUAUGUUUUUCAAUAAAGUUAAUUUGGUGUU